CAGUCACUUUCAUUUCCUCGACAUACAUCACAUCGGACAAGAGCUCAGCUCGAUCCCUUUUCUCAUUUUUUCUUUUCGUUAAUUUUUUUUUUCGUUAAUUGUCUUUCCUCACGCUUUCUAUGUUUCCUGUACGACGGGACAAUCUUGCACCAUGUCCCGUAUUUCCAGCAACCUUGUUUUAUUUAUGUUUGCCUUCGGAGCUGGCAUUUUGUUCUCUGUUUCUGAUGCUAUGUCGGUAAAGCUGGCGGAAGCUGUGGAUGCCGAGAUGCGGGCACAUUUGACGCGGAUGGACGUACUUGCGGAUAAUCUCCAUGUGACGCACUGGAGGGCGGUACGUGAGAUGAAAGAUAAUCAUGCUCGGAUGCGAUCCAGGAGAGCUGCCACCGUUCAACUUGACGAUCUUCGGCAUGGCUUUGUCCCCGGGUCCGGAGCAGGAAACCGAGAAUCUUUGGCGAUUAGAAACACGACGUUCAAGCCGUCUGUGUUUCUUUCAUCACUGUACGUGGAUGGACUCCCUACUACGGAAAGACCGCAAUGGGAUCAAUUUCACAUAAAAAAGAAACAGUUUUUGGUCACACGUUCCUAUAUCCCUGGAUUCCUGGUAAUUUGGGAAUUUAAUGCUACUCAAGCGGACCCCCUUUCUGAGGUUUUUAGGGUAUGGGAUGUACGUCUGGUUAAUGGAAGCCACGAAACAGAGGGAAGGGUUGAAAUCCAAUAUAACGGAGUCUGGGGAACUAUAUGUGAUGACUCAUGGGAUAUCUACGAUGCCAAUGUUGUCUGCCGCAUGCUGGGAUUCCAGGGAGCUUCUGAAGCUCCAGACUCGGCUGAAUUCGGAGAAGGCGCUGGUCCCAUUCAUCUAGAUGAGGUUGAUUGUGCAGGAGAUGAGCAGACUAUCUAUGGCUGUGCACACCCUGCUUUCGGUGAUCACGAUUGUUCUCAUUCUGAAGAUGCCGGAGUAGUUUGCAUUCCUUCAGCAAGUACAGGACAAGUGGGCAUACAAGCUACAGCAAUGAAAGCUUUCACUCAGACUUACUACAAUAACGGAUUGACAACAGGGGAAACAAAGAUUGCUGCCACAUCAGACAACAAAACCAUCAUCAUCGUUGCGAACGAGGAUAGCACGGCAUUUGAGAUUAAGAAUGUCACAGUAAGCCCAGGGAAUGUAACAGAUAUCGAUUUCUUCUCGAUCGGUGUGGACUCCUAUCUGGUCUUUACUCGAAAUACCGAUGACCCGGAAGGGGAUCAAUCCGUCAUUUAUCUCUGGAGCAACAUCAACAAGAUUUUCGGAGUGAGGCAGAUGAUCAGGACGUAUGGUGCUCAGCAGGUUCACGCGUUUGAGAUGACUGGAAUAUAUUACCUCCUGGUUGUAGAGAGAGAUGAAGAAUCAAGUAUCUGGAGAUAUAACACACGACAGAGUCAAUUCACACUAUUUCAAAGGUUAGCAGAUGGCGCUGCUCGUUUUGGUCUUUACGUCAGGGAAUCAUACGAGCGCUACAUACUGAUCAUUACUGCUCGGGGGAAUACAUCAAUCUUGUAUCAUUGGGACGGGUUUUACUUCGACGAGGUCCAGACCAUCUCCACCCCGAUGGCUUUGGCUUGGUCAAUAGUUCGAGAUCCAUCCACCUGUCAAGACAACCCGCUCCUAGCACUUUCAUCUAUGCUGCCAGGAUCACAAGCCCUGACAAUCUAUAACGUCACAGACUCACAGCUCGUAGGUGGCCCUUUUCCAGAUCCACUUGGUUUGCCCGACCGUGCAAUUCCAGAAGGGGUGGUUGAUCUCUUUCAGUUUACCGACUGGAAAGAGUCAAUGUACGCAGUAAUAACCUACAAGUUUCCCGAUAGGAAUAACAAGGAAACAAUAUUGCCCCUGAUCUUUAAGCUUGAGAAGACCGUCCGCCCUUUACCUAGUCCAUACGCCCAAGCAGUCGAAACGGCUUUACAAGAUGCUGCAACUGUCGUCCGGACUCAGAUAGAUAUAUACAGGGAGAAAGUAAUCGAUGGAGAGAAGGCUCUAAAUGACAAAGCCUUCUUGAAGGAUGGUAAUCUUGUCUUCGGUGGCAAUGUGACCUUCAAUGGAACCAUCACAUUCAAUGGCACCGUGGUUGUAGACAAGGUCAUAGCUGAUGAUGUCAUAGUGAACAACACUGUAGGUGGUGUGGAUCUUAGUGAAGUUUUUGAUAAAUUAGAGGACGAUGCUGAUGAAAACACAAGAGCUGUCCAGGCUCUAAGGCGAAAAUUUGAUGACCGUGUUACCUUGACUGGUGAACAGACAAUCACAGCUCAUAAAACUUUCCAGAGUUUAACGAUAGAGGGAAACUUGCAAGCCAACACCAUCACUGCUCCGACAAUAAACGGUGUUAACAUCCAGGCUCUUGAAGACUCUGUUGUCAGGAAUAAUGAAGAUGGACAGACAAUAGAUGGCGCCCUCACCUUUGAGAAUAGUGUGUCUGUGGAUGGCGAUCUCAGUAUGCAGAAUGGUGUCCUCGUCAACGGCUUUAAUAUGGCAGAGGCGGUCACUGAAACCGGGGCUCAGACUAUUUCUGGAGCAAAGACCUUCCAAGAAGACGUAACAAUAACAGGUAAUGCUGUUGUUCAGAACAGUGUUACCAUAGAUACGGUGGAUGUUUCUGAAGAGGUUGUUACUCUCGCCGGCACUCACACACUUGGUGAAAGCAUCACAUUCAAUGACGUCAUGACUGUAAACAAUAACAUUGUGACGUCAAGUACAGUCGAUGGAGUAGAUGUAUCUGAUAUGGAUGCUGAUACUGUGAGAGAGUCAGGAGACGUCACAAUCACAGGUCCUGUAACCUUUGAACAGAGUGUGACAGUUGAUGAUGACGUAACAAUAGGGGGAACAGCCAAUGAUAUCGAUCUUUCCGACUUUGAUGCUCGGGCAGUGAGACACGAUGUGGAUACAACAAUAACAGGCACAAAGACAUUCAGUGAUGACAUCACAAUUGAAGGGAAUCUUGAUCUUGCUCAAGAGAUAGAUGGUGUUGAACUAUUUACCGACGCUCUGUUAGCUAACUCAACCAAUUCAAGCAGCAUAAGAGAUAGUGUACUUGAAGGUCUGCUUUACCCUUAUGGAGCCGAGGCUGGGGAUUUGUCCAUUCGUAGAGUAGAUGACGCUGCUUUCGUAGAAGUUUUCAUGGAACAACCAUUGCAAUUCUUUGGUAGUAGAACAUAUAAUACAAUAUUUGUGAACGUGAAUGGCUUGCUCUCAUUCACCGGUCCAGUCAGUAACUUUAUUCCACGACCUUUCCCCAUACCAGGAGGAAGCUAUAUCGCUCCUUUCUGGGCAGAUAUAGACGUCACAGAAGGAGGUGAGAUCUACUACCGUCAGAUUGUGAACCCCUCUAUAGAUGACGUUGUCUGUGUAGAAACAAACCGCAUCAUUUGUAACGUAUUCAGAGUCCACUUCAAAGCUAAUUGGAUCUUUGUGGUCACGUGGGAUGCGGUGGCAUACUAUGGAUCCACCAGUAGUAUUACCAACACCUUCCAGACUGUGAUAGCUAGUGAUGGGAAACAUGCUUAUGUGAUCUUCAACUAUGGCGAUAUCAACUGGACGACAGGAACGAUGAGCGGUGGAUCAGCUGCAACAGGAUUAGGAGGGGCUUCUCCAGCAGUAGUUGGUAUAAAUGCUGGUGAAGGUGACCUUUGCUACACAAUUCCAAGCUCAUUCACUGCAGACAUUGUCAACAUUGAAGAGACGAGUAAUAUAGCUGUCCCAGGGAGAUACCUAUUUGAAGUAGGAGUUCAUAAUGUUGAUAACUUCUUGGGACAAGUUAUUACAGGCUCAAAGACUUUUACCGACGAGUUGAAAGUAGCUGGAUCUGUGACUGUAAAUGGAUUGAUCGAUGGAGUCAAUUUAGAUGACGUGGUUACGCUUUCACGUGGCUGUACCAUAGAGGCAGACAAGACCUUUGCUGAUGGCGUCAGGGUACAGGGUGACCUUCAUACAUCCGGUACUGUGGAUGGUGUCGAUGUGUCUCUUAUUGCUGUUCAAGUCAUGACGCUCAAUAGAAACCAACGAGUAGAAGGUGACGUGACAUUUGAGAGUGACGUCAAAGUGGAGAGAAAUGUCGUAGUUGAUGGGACGGUCAAUGGUGUCGAUAUACGCGAAAUGGAAGCAGAUGCUGUCUAUGCUGAUGAUGAUCAAGAAACCGUGAUUACAGCGCCAAAGACAUUCUCUGCCCCAUUCAGUGUAGGAACUGGAGGCAGCGUCACAUUUACAGGCACAGUCAACACACAUGAUCUGGAGACUGAUUUCAUGGACCUUACCUCUGCACAGUCUGUUACAGGUACAAAGACCUUUACAUCCGGGUUUACUGCAUCGUCUGAUAUGACUGUUGGUGGGACAGUAGAUGGGGUAACAAUGAAUACCCUCUGGGCUCAAGCAGCCCUGAUCACGGAGUCUGAAACCCUUGCAGGUACCAAGAGCUUUGCUGGAACGAUGUCUGUGACAGGGGAUCUCACCGUAGGGGGCGAUGUGAAUACUGUCGAUCUAUCCUCUGACGUCAUGAUGGUUAAUGUCGAUCAGGUUGUGACAGGAGCGAAAACAUUCGCUUGCUUUGUGGCGACUGGUAACCUGCAGGCCGUAGAUGGCGCCAUUACAGAUCUAAACGGAGAGGAUUGGACGGCUUUCGUUGACGGGAGAGCAACGCUCUCAACUGAUCAGACGAUCAGUGGUGAUGUGAUAUUUGCCGAUGAAGUAACAGUGAACGGAAACAUUGCUACCACCAGUCGAGUCAACGGAAUCGACCUUCCCACUCUGUCUCGAUCAAUACUGUAUAAGACGGGUUCACAGAUUAUAACUGGAGCAAAGACCUUUACAGGUUCUGUAGAAUUCGAUGGCGCUGCCUUGAUUACUGGGACACUAGAUGGAGUUAAUAUUCGAGAAAUGGUAGGCCGUGCUAUCGACCUCAACGACGGUACCCAAGUAAUCUCAGCUAAGAAGACUUUCACCAAUGCUCUUACUGUGUCCAAUGACAUCACGGUAUCCGGAGACGUAAAUGGUAUAAACCUUGCGGAUCUGAACAACGACAUCGUAUGGACGAAUGCUGGUUCACAAACUAUUACCGGAAAGAAGGUAUUCAACGAUGGCUUCCAUGCGUCUCAGAGCACUACUGUGAGCGGUACAGUCAAUGAUGUGGACAUCAGUGAAGACGUCCUCACCUUAACGCGUGCUCAAACGAUCACAGGAUCCUACACGUUUGAUGCGGAUGUGGACAUUGAUGGAACCUUGACAGUAAGUGGAGUCAUUAAUAACGUCGACAUCCAAGCACUCGAUGCAGAUGCCAUGAAGAUAGAUGAAGUUCAGACUGUGACAUCGUCCAUCGUAUUUGAAAAUGAUGUUUCAGUGACGGGUGACAUCACGGUGGAUUCAUUAGAGACUGUCGACACUGUUGACCUGUCCGAACUGCAGACCAUCGCAAAGUUCGUUGACGUGCCAUUUACCCUUCCCAACGCUGUGAUCUUCGAACUGCCUGUGACCUUUGACGACGCCCUUCGUGUCACGGGAACAGUGCAUGGCUAUAAUCUGCAAACCUGGGCGCCGACGGUUCUAACCGUUGACGGGACACAGACAGUAACUGGAGACCAUACGAUUGAAGGAACUUUGACGGCGAAUGAUAUAAGUGUUCCAGGGACUAUUCGAGCCGUUACUGCAUACGGGAUUAAUGUGGAUGGCUUUGUAGCGGAUGCUGUGAUGCUUCAGGGAGAUAGAACUAUCACUGGCUCUAAGACAUUCCUGGAUGACGUCACUGUAGAAGGCAGUAUUACAGUGGCUGGUACAGUAGACGGCGUGGAUAUAUCUGCAGAAAUCGUCACUUUAGAUGGUGCGCAAACUAUUUCUGGAGCUAAGACAUUUGAUACGUGUGAUUUACAAACAGCUGGAAACAUCCUAAUAUCAGGAACCGUCAACGACAUUGAAAUCUCUCAAGAAGAAGCCGACACACUGGACUUCCGCAGUCCCAAGAAGGUGGAAGGCCACAAGUCCUUCACUCGGGACGCCUCGGUAGCCGGCAACAUGCAGUUCAAUGGUUUGGUGGAUGGCAAGGACAUUACACGGGGUCUAACGCUAAAUACAGAACAGACCGUGACGGCGUAUUAUGUGUUUGAGCAGAAGACGAGUGUGACAGGUGACGUCACCGUAACAGGUCUGGUGAACACUGUCAAUCUGGCCAAUAUCAACACCAAGAGGAUCAAUCUGGCCGGAACCAACACGGUGGAUGCAAGUCUAACAUUCAACGACAUGGUCAUACUGGAAGACAACGUCACCACUGCUUACCUCUUUGAUGGGGUCGAUCUGUCGAAACUAGGUGCGCUAGAAGAUUCGCGGUCCGAUGAAUUUGAGAAUGAUCUGUACGAACUGGCAUGUUUUGCAGAAACACAGUGUGAACGCACCGAGUCUAUUGUUGGAGUAGUCAACAAUUUUAUCGAUGCGAUUGAUUACGUUGAGAAUGUUCAAAUCAUUGGCCAGCACGUGAGGCGAUUUGAGCCCUUCUCUGUGGACGGACACACGUUUAUGGCUGCUGCCAUCUACGCUGACGAACAUGGUGAUGUCUGUACUGACAGUAUUAUCUACCAAUUUAACACGACUACUGGGAAUUUCCAAGAAUUCCAACGUGUGCCGACCAAUGGCGCAGUAGCAUGGGAGCAUUUCCUCAUUGAUGGUGAUAUAUGCCUCGUGGUAGCUAACGCCGGGCAUACUGCUUGCGAAGAAUCAAGGCCUGUCAUAUUUGGCAACAACAUCUAUCGCUACGAGAAUGGGCGUUUUACAAUGACCAGCUCCACUGGAGACGAUAUGGAAGCUACUUCAGACGUUGCAACGUUCGUUAUUGAUGGAGAUAACUUCUUGGUGUUCACCACUUACGAGGGCGACCUUGCUAACGUCUACAAAUACAACGAAAUCUCUGGAAACUUCCAAGUCUUUCAGGAUAUUACCACAGGAGUCACGUCUUCCGUAGAAAGUAUUCACUUCGAUGAGAAGGUAUUCCUUAUCUUCACUUUAUAUCUGGAGGAGGAGUCGGCUGUGUACUGCUACAAUGCAACUGCGAAGGAAUUUCAAUUAUUCCAGAAGGUAGCAUCUGAGCAUGCGCGGGUGGUGACUAGUUUCAACUACCAGGGCACACAAGGAUUCGCACUGGCUGAUCACAUCAGUGUCAGCGACGUCGAUGCCUCUUUCGAAGUCCAAGUUAGGGUGUAUACGUGGAAUGCUGAAGAUGGUCGUUUUGAGAUGACAUGGACGCUAGCUGUGGUCGCGCCCGGGGAUGUAGACAUAUUUACCGAAGGGAAUUUUUUGUACAUGUGUGUGGUACAAGAAUAUCACUCGGUCGAUUUAUUCAGAUACGAAGGUUCAGCUGGAUUUGUGAAGUUCUACGAGAUCCCCCACCACGGUGUACGGUCUGUGGAGAUCCUCACCUUACAGGAAGAGGAGUACCGUACCGUCGAUGACAUCGACUAUGAACAGCUCUUAAUAGCCGUAGCCGUGGAUCCCUUUCCGAAGCAUGACAUCUUCUCACGUCUACUCAAAAUCGUCAACCUAGGUGGAUCGGUGCAUGUGGCGACAUGGGAGAACAUGUGUGACAGUGGGCUCAAAGACACUACACUAAUUGAUACACCGGAACCUACCUGCUAGAGCACAGGAUUGAUACACCAGAACCUACUUGCUAGAGCACAGGAUUGAUACACCAGAACCUACUUGCUAGAGCACAGUAUUGAUACACCAGAGACAUUAUACUAGCACCCGGCUGAUAUACACAAAGCCCGACAUGAUGGAGCACCCGAGUGAUACACAAGAGCGAACCUUCGAGAGCACCGGAUUUGUACACCAGAACCAAAUUGCCAAACCACCGCAUUGAUUUACCAUACCGACUAGAUAGAGGACAGGAUUGAUAUACACUAAGCCCAACAUGAUAUAGCACCCGAGAUAUACACCAGAACAAACCUGCUUAAAGCACCGGAUUGAUACAAUAUAGCGAUAUGAUAGAGCACUGGAUUGAUACACCUGAACUAACAUGAUGAAGCAUUGGAUUGAUACACUAGAAUCAACAUGCUGGAGCACUCAAUUGAUACACCAAACCCACCUGCUGUUGCACUCAAUUACACCAGAACAUGCUUGAUAGAUCACAUGGCACACCAUAUCAAGCCCUGUAUCUCAUGUUAUAUACACCAUAGUCAUAAUAAAAAACAGACCUAUCUCAGGAAAACUUUCCUAUUUUUCCACCCAGGGUAAAUGUUGUGAUUUUAACGUUUAUAAUUUACUCUCGGGUUUGUGAUACAGAAAAUAAUGGACAGUCAAACUUUGACUUAUUUAUGAGAGAUGUGGAUAUACGCAUAUCAGAUUCGAACUUUAUUUGAGAUUGUUAUUAAGGAUACAAAUAUGUUGUAUCCAGUUAUUUUAGUUUUUAUGUUAUUCUUUGGUAUUUAUUUUCAGUGGCUUCUCGUAUGCAGCACCAAGUCACUCUAAAACAAUAAAUUAAUGAAUAAAGACAAUGUGAUGUCAUACA
Messenger RNA from Strongylocentrotus purpuratus (purple sea urchin), 8510 nucleotides. RefSeq lists its product as uncharacterized. Bases 152 to 7639 code for a protein of 2495 amino acids. The transcript is spliced from 49 exons. Gene Ontology annotation, cellular component: cell surface; membrane. Gene Ontology annotation, biological process: cell-matrix adhesion. Gene Ontology annotation, molecular function: heparin binding. The record is from RefSeq and is a predicted model, not a curated record. NCBI's taxonomy places the organism in Eukaryota, Metazoa, Echinodermata, Echinoidea, Camarodonta, Strongylocentrotidae.